Molecule: messenger RNA, 1215 nt
Organism: Brenthis ino (lesser marbled fritillary)
Lineage: Eukaryota; Metazoa; Arthropoda; Insecta; Lepidoptera; Nymphalidae
Source: the annotation of a GenBank genome assembly
AUGGAUAUUUUUUGUUUCGCGUCAGUUGUGUUUUAUAUUUUUUUAUUCAAUAUAAAGAAUUCAAAUAGUGUUUUUUAUUUUGGAAAGGAAAUUGGAGAGAGCUAUUCAAAUUCAGAUGCUUCGUUGGACUCUGCACAGUUGUUACAGAAAUAUAAUUACACUACAGAAACGCACAUCGUGAUUACCAACGACGGAUACAGAUUGACCGUAUACCGCAUACCGGGAAAGGGACCACCUGUACUACUUGUUCACGGAAUUGCAGACAGUUCAGAUAGCUGGUUGGUGCUAGGACCGAAAUAUUCCCUGGCCUAUCAAUUGGCAGACGCCGGGUAUGAUGUGUGGCUUUUAAAUUCAAGAGGUAAUCGAUACAGUAAGGGACAUAUCAGAAAUUUACCACCAAAAUUAUAUUGGGAUUUUAGUUAUGAGGAAAUGGGAUUACAAGAUCUACCUGCUACGAUAGAUUACAUACUUUCUAAAAGGAAUUUGUUAAAAUUAAUAUAUAUCGGAUAUUCACAAGGAACAACGGAACUAUUCGUGAUGUGCAGCAUGCGGCCUGAAUAUAAUGCAAAAAUUGAACAUGCAAUAUUAUUAGCACCAGUGGCUGGACUACAACAUCUUAAAUAUCCAUUUAUAAAAUUUUGGUCCCGUAAUUUAAAUGUUGUAAUGUCUUUGACUGAAAAAAUUGAAUUAUACGAGGCCUUUCCUAGUAAUGAAAACCUUAACAAGUUUCAUUAUACAGUUUGUAGGCUGAAUUCUUUAUAUAAAAUAAUAUGUGAAUUGGAAUACUACAAAAAUUUUGGACUACCUCGUCUUACCAAUUUGGUAUCAGAAAAGCUUCCAAUAUUAACUGCCCAUGUACCAAGCGGUACUUCUGCUAAGGUAUUUUUCCAUUUCAUACAAGGGUAUUCAACCCAAAAAUUUCAACGUUUUGACUAUGGAAGAAGAAAAAACCUGGAAUUAUAUUGGUCUUCGAUUCCUCCGGAGUACGACGUUUCAAGAAUAAACGUGCCCCUGACUAUAUUUGCUAGUGAAGUUGAUUGGUAUAGUAAUAACAAAGAUGUAGCAAAAUUGUUAAGUAAGCUUAAAACAGUAGAAAACUAUGUUUUCCUAAAUGAAUCCGUUGGAUUUACUCACCUUGAAUUUGUAUACGGAUCAAGAGUGAACUCUAUUAUUAAUAGGCCAGUGUUAGGUAUUUUAAAAAAAAUUACAAAGUUA